CCCUUCACCAAAGCCAAGAGAAGCAACCGUGUAGUGCUUGAUCAAAACGAGCUUCAAACUUAUGCUAGUUUGGAGAAGAUGUUGCAUAAGGCAAUUCAUGCUAUCCGACAGCUCAAAAAGAAGGGAAACACCAACACUUCUUCGGCACCAAAACAGCAAUGUAAGUCUUCUUAUCUUUCAAAUUCUGAUUUGAAAACUAAUGAGAUUUCUUUUGAUAAAAGCAAAGCUGUGAAACCCACAAGCAAAGCUCAUUCCACCAGGUGCUUCAAAUGCCAUAGGAUCGGUCAUUAUGCUAACAAGUGUCAAAAGCAAAAACCGUUGGUGACUUUGGAGAAUGAGAACCUUGAAACCGAGCCAGAAAAGGAAGAGCCUUUGCCAAUUCAAAUACCGGACCAAACUCAAGAUUUGAGGACAAAUCUUUUUGAAGAGGAAGGGAAUGAUGUGCCCUGGUUCGUGGAUCAGUCCAUUGGAGCCAACCAGCAUGGAGAUCAGGACGUUCUGAACAAUUUGACCGAGGUUCGUUCAUCCGACCGUACCGAUCAGACUGACCAAGCCGUUCCGCGUGCGUCCCGAUUGGAGCUUCGGCUGGAACCACGUCCAGACGACCUAACCGACCGAACCACAGCCCGUCUUCCCCAACCAACUCGACAUUCUAAAACCCACGGUCGAGCCAGACUUAGCUUGGGUCGUGAAGAAACCAAAGACGGACAUGCAUUCUUAUCUGGCGGACCAUCCGGACAGUCCCGCAAGCGUCCUUAUCUUUACCCCGUGCAUCCAUCUGGUUCGGAUGAACCUGGACAUCUUGACUAGUCUUCUCCAUUUCCCGUGCCUUGACCAGAUCUAGUCUUCUCCAUUUUCCGUGCCUUGACCAGAUCUAGUCUUCUCCAUUUUCCGUGUCUUGACCAGAUCUAGUCUUCUCCAUUUUCCGUGCCUUGACUAGAUCUAGUCAAAUUUAUAUUUUCUAUGCAUUGUUUUCCUACAUUUCUAUUUAUUGUCUUUGACUACAAAACACUAUAAAUAUGUAGUCCCUUUGAUGAAUAAAAGCAGUUCAUUUU
Messenger RNA from Brassica napus (rape), 1055 nucleotides. RefSeq lists its product as uncharacterized. The transcript is spliced from 2 exons. Bases 79 to 810 code for a protein of 243 amino acids. Lineage: Eukaryota; Viridiplantae; Streptophyta; Magnoliopsida; Brassicales; Brassicaceae. The record is from RefSeq and is a predicted model, not a curated record. Gene Ontology annotation, molecular function: nucleic acid binding; zinc ion binding.